Messenger RNA from Sarcophilus harrisii (Tasmanian devil), 6531 nucleotides. It is a transcript of the gene ABL1, whose product is annotated as ABL proto-oncogene 1, non-receptor tyrosine kinase. Lineage: Eukaryota; Metazoa; Chordata; Mammalia; Dasyuromorphia; Dasyuridae. Bases 1663 to 5097 code for a protein of 1144 amino acids. The transcript has 11 exons. Gene Ontology annotation, molecular function: non-membrane spanning protein tyrosine kinase activity; protein binding; ATP binding. Gene Ontology annotation, biological process: regulation of apoptotic process; protein phosphorylation. The record is from RefSeq and is a predicted model, not a curated record.
GGGCGGGGCGCAGGGAGCCCGGGGCGGAGCUCAACCUCGUUGUGGAGCGGGUUGUAAUCCAUCAUGGCGGCCGAGGGGGUUGGUGUCUUUGCCUGAGCAGCAACGCCGGAGCCGGUGGCCGCGCACCCGCAGCUAAGGCGCCCUCCUCCCCGCCCCGGUCCCCGGCCCCCGCCCCGGCCGCUGCAGCCCCGCGCCCCACCUGGGAGGGGGAGAGACAGAGAGAGUGAGGCAGAGAAAGGCAGGCGUAAGGGGAGGCAGGUUGGAAAGGAGGGAGCGGGUGGACGCUCGGGAGCUCGGGGGAUGUGACUGACCGACCAUUGGCUGGGGUGGGAGACCCGAGGGAGGAAGGACCGCCGGGCUGGGGGCGGCGGAUGUCUCUGGGCUGAAUUCCUCCCCCCUCCACCCCGAAGACUGGGCAGCGCCUCCCCUCCCCCUCCCCGCCCCAAAGGCUUCUUGCUGACUUCUGCCCGACCCCAGCUUUGGGGGCAUCUGGGGAGCUAGGACUCUUGGGCAAAGUUGUGCCUCCAUCCCCGGUGCCUGCAGCUCUUCCACCGGUCGUGAGCGAGAGAACCAGCCUCUGUCCCCUGCUGACCCCUCCGCACCCCCAGACUCUGCUGUUCCGCUCCUUCCGAGGUGCCCCAGCUCUGCUGCUCACUCACCCCCUCCUCCUUUUCUCCCCCCUCUACCCUUUCCCUCAAAGGCUGCCGAGCUUUCCCUUUUGCCCGGCUUCAACUUCUUGGUGCCACCCAUUCAAACACUUCCUCGUCCCCUUGCUUCGUUCCCCCCUCUCCCCCCCCCCCCCCCCCCCCCCCCCCCCCCCCCCCCUUGGCAACCUCUUAUGCCCUGAGCCUUUUUCUAUGUCACCGAAAGUCUCAGGCUCUCGGCAGCCCCAAACUUUAAUGCUUAGGAGAAACCUGGGUUGGUUCCACAGGCCCUUUAAAAAAGCCGACUUGAAAUUGCUGGCAAUGCAUUCCCUGAGUGACUGCUAGUGUAACUCUGCUUGUGAAGUCUGGGUGACCCCGCUCAGUUUUCCGGAGAAGUUAGCAGCCAGAUUGGCAGGAAAUUUGUGAAAGAUGAAGAGACCGAGAUAGGGGUUGGGCGACUUCCACAGGAAAAGUUUCAGAGCCGGUAUCCAGAUCCUUCUGUCAAAGAGCACUCCCGAUUUUUUCUGAUAAGCAGAGACCCAGAAACUUUCAACACUUUGUCUUUGUUUUGAAAUCUUAAAUGACUCCGGCAUACCUGACUCUCUUAGGCUUGAAGUAAUACUUCAUGCACAUACCUUACUCUCGAGAGGGAUGCAAAACUUACAGUGGGGAAGCUGCAUUCUUUGUGAAUGUCUUUUAAAUGGCUUCACUUUUGGAAAGAAACUAAUUCCUGUUCAACAAGUAAAAGACAUCCAAGUCAAAGAAGUUGCCCUUUUGAUCACAUUGUAGUUGUACUGAUUGAUCAAACUGAUAAUUUGUAAAAGUGGAGCUCUUCUUUACCUGAGUGUAGAAGUCUUGUCUACGCUGGGUUUUAGGAGAAUUCUCUGAUUGGCUUCAAUGAGUGAUUUAUCUGGAAUGUGAACGUGAAACCCAAAUUACACUAUUGUCAUUCUAAGCUAUUGGACUACUCUGGAAGAUCUGGAACCUUCUUCUGGAAAGGGUUGUCUAUUAUUCCUUUAUGGGGCAGCAGCCUGGAAAAGUCCUUGGGGACCAGAGAAGGCCAAGUUUGCCUGCCCUGCACUUUAUCAAAGGAGCAGGAAAGAAGGAGUCAUCAUCAAGGCAUGGGGGUCCACACUGCAAUGUUUUUGUGGAGCAUGAAGCUCUUCAGAGGCCAGUAACUGCAUCUGAUUUUGAGCCACAAGGUCUGAGUGAAGCAGCUCGUUGGAACUCCAAAGAAAACCUUCUUGCUGGUCCCAGUGAAAAUGACCCUAACCUUUUUGUUGCACUGUAUGAUUUUGUGGCCAGUGGGGAUAACACUCUAAGUAUAACUAAAGGUGAAAAGCUCCGUGUCUUGGGCUAUAAUCACAAUGGAGAAUGGUGUGAAGCACAAACCAAAAAUGGACAAGGGUGGGUUCCAAGCAACUAUAUCACCCCAGUCAACAGUUUGGAGAAACAUUCCUGGUACCAUGGGCCUGUAUCACGAAAUGCUGCUGAAUACCUGCUGAGCAGUGGAAUCAAUGGCAGCUUUCUGGUUCGAGAGAGUGAGAGCAGCCCAGGCCAGCGGUCCAUUUCACUAAGAUAUGAAGGAAGGGUGUACCACUACAGGAUAAAUACAGCAUCUGAUGGAAAGCUGUACGUCUCUUCAGAAAGCCGCUUUAAUACUUUGGCAGAGUUGGUUCAUCACCAUUCAACGGUGGCAGAUGGAUUGAUCACUACUCUGCAUUACCCAGCUCCCAAAAGAAACAAACCCACCAUAUAUGGAGUGUCUCCUAACUACGAUAAGUGGGAAAUUGAGCGGACAGACAUUACCAUGAAACACAAACUUGGAGGAGGGCAGUAUGGAGAAGUGUAUGAAGGUGUAUGGAAAAAAUAUAGCUUAACUGUAGCUGUGAAAACCCUGAAGGAAGAUACUAUGGAGGUGGAAGAGUUCUUGAAAGAAGCUGCAGUAAUGAAAGAGAUCAAACACCCUAACUUAGUACAAUUACUAGGGGUUUGUACUCGGGAACCCCCAUUUUAUAUAAUCACAGAGUUCAUGACCUAUGGGAAUCUGUUAGAUUAUCUACGAGAAUGUAAUCGGCAGGAGGUGAAUGCAGUUGUGCUACUAUACAUGGCCACUCAGAUCUCAUCAGCUAUGGAGUACCUGGAGAAGAAAAACUUCAUCCACAGGGAUCUUGCUGCCCGAAACUGCCUUGUAGGAGAAAACCACUUGGUGAAGGUGGCUGAUUUUGGCUUGAGCAGGUUAAUGACAGGAGACACCUAUACAGCCCAUGCUGGAGCUAAGUUCCCAAUCAAAUGGACAGCACCUGAAAGCCUGGCUUAUAAUAAGUUUUCCAUUAAGUCAGAUGUCUGGGCAUUUGGUGUUUUGCUUUGGGAAAUUGCUACAUAUGGUAUGUCCCCUUAUCCUGGAAUUGAUCUGUCACAAGUGUAUGAAUUAUUGGAAAAAAACUAUCGCAUGGAGCGUCCAGAAGGCUGUCCAGAAAAAGUCUAUGAACUCAUGAGAGCAUGUUGGCAGUGGAGUCCUUCUGACCGGCCCUCCUUUGCUGAAAUCCACCAAGCCUUUGAAACGAUGUUUCAGGAGUCCAGCAUCUCAGACGAAGUGGAAAAAGAGUUGGGGAAGAAAGUUGUACGAAGUGUUGUCAGUACAUUACUGCAGGCACCAGAAUUGCCAACUAAGACCAGAACAUCUAGGAGAGCUGCUGAAAAUAAAGACACCAGCGAGCUGCUUGACACUUCUCAUCUGAGGAGUCAGGGAGAAGAUCUUUUGGAUCAUGAGCCUGCUGUUUCUCCACUGCUCCCAAGGAAAGAAAGAGUUCCCCAGGACAGUAAUCUGAACGAAGAUGAACGUCUUCUCCCCAAAGACAAGAAAACCAACCUCUUCAGUGCUCUUAUCAAGAAGAAGAAGAAAACAGCUCCAACCCCACCCAAACGCAGCAGUUCUUUUCGGGAGAUGGAUGGCCAUUCAGACCGCAGGGCGGGUGGAGAGGAUGAAACCCGAGAUAUCCUCAAUGGCACUUUUAUCACAGCUCCCUCAGAUGCAGCCGAGUCAUCCAAGUUCCCAAGUCCAAGCAAUGGGUUGAAUGUUAGCAAUGGAGCAGUGUCAGGGUCCUCAGGCUUCCGGUCUCCCCACUUGUGGAAAAAAUCCAUUGCAUCAGCGAGUAGCCGCCUGGCAACCAAUGAAGAAGAAAGUAGUUCCAACUCCAGCAAGCGUUUCCUGCGGUCGUGCUCUGCCUCUUGCGUACCCCACGGGGCCAAGGACACAGAAUGGAGGUCAGUAACACUGCCUCGGGACCUACAGUCCACUGGAAGGCAGUUUGAUUCUUCUACCUUUGGUGGGCACAAGAGUGAGAAGCCAGCUUUGCCUAGGAAACGGGCAAGUGAGAAUAAAUCUGAUGUGACUUCUAGGGGCACAGUGACCCCGCCACCCCGGCUACUGAAGCAAAACGAGGAGGGAGUUGACGAUGUCUUUAAAGAUACAGAGUCCAGUCCUGGUUCCAGCCCCCCAAGUCUGACACCAAAACUUGUCCGUAAGCAAGUCACAGUGACAGUUUCCUCUGGCUUGUCCCACAAAGAAGAAACUGGGAAAACUAGUGCCUUAGGAGCUCCUGCUGCACUGGAACAAGUCCCUGUUAGCAAAGCUGCCUCCAGUGCAUUUAUGGGAACCAGUAAGGUCUCCAGUGAAGAGCCCAGAGGGAGGAGGCACAAACAUUCUUCUGAAUCAUUAGGGAAGGACAAAGGAAAGCUUUCCAGACUUAAACCUGCCCCUCCUCCCCCACCGUCAUCAUCUGCUGGGAAAUCCACCAAGCCUUCUCAUGACACAGCGGGGGAUGUAGGACCUAGUCUUAAAGCGAAACAGUUGACUAUGGUAGCAGAUGCUGGGAACAGUGAUGCUGCCAAAUCAAACCAGUUAGGAGAGGGUGUCAAAAAGCCGGCGCUCUCCUCUGCACCAAAGCCCCCGUCAUCCAACAAACCAUCAGCGGCCCCACUAACCACUCCAGCCACCUCCCCCUCUACUUUGCCAUCUGCUUCGUCAGUCCUGGGAGGGGAACAGCUUUCGUCCACUGCUUUCGUCCCUCUCAUAUCCACCCGAGUGUCCCUGCGGAAAACUCGCCAGCCUCCAGAGAGGCUUGCUAGCGGUGCUAUCACAAAAGGUGUGGUCCUAGACAGCACCGAGGCCUUGUGCCUGGCUAUCUCCAAAAACUCAGAACAGAUGGCCAGCCAUAGUGCUGUGCUGGAAGCAGGGAAAAACCUUUACACUUUCUGUGUGAGCUACGUGGACUCCAUCCAGCAGAUGCGGAACAAGUUUGCUUUCAGGGAGGCCAUCAACAAGUUGGAAAACAACCUCCGUGAGCUUCAGAUCUGCCCCGCAACGGCGGGCAGCGGCCCUGCUGCCACCCAGGACUUUAGCAAGCUUCUCAACUCAGUGAAAGAAAUCAGCGAUAUUGUUCAGAGGUAGCAGAAGUCAGGGCUCAGCCAGCCAGAGCUGCCUGCUAAUAGCUGUAGCCUGAGAGCUAUGAUAGACUGACAAAAGACCGGUGAACCAGUGCCACCGGAACAGGAAAAGGCACACAAGGUGCUGCUGGAGAGCACACGUGGCCUAAUUGCCUAGGCCAUGGAAUGUCAAACACCAUAUGUUUUUCUCUCUUUCAGCCCAGGUUCUUUACUGUUCUGAAACUUAUCUGUGGAGUUCCAUCUCUGUGGACUGAAGCCAAAAUACCAAGGCCCUUUUGUCCCUUUUUAUUAAUGUUGUUUUAAAAUGAGCUUUAAGUUGGAAGUGGAAAUGGAAGACAUGGGAUUUUGUUUUCUUCCUUUCUAGAGACACUCCUGUGUCCUUCUCUUGCCAUUUCCCCAAAGGAUAAAUCUUCUGAACGCUUAACAUAUUUGAGCCUUUCUAGUAAAGUAUUGCUAACACUCACCUCUCCUUGUUCCAUGAAGAGAAUAGUCCUAUUUGAUUUUCUUAAGUCUUCAAAAAAAAUAUAUUUGAGGAAAGUAUUCAGAAGGGUGCCCUAUCCAAAGUUGGCCUUCUGAUUCACCUAUUGGCUAAGGGCUGAGUUUUCUCUCCUGUAUUCUUAUAUGACGGAGAGCCAAUGAUUAUUGGAUUAGUAAGUUGUGAUAAGGGAAGCAACUGACUGGCUCAUCUAGUGAGCAUUGAAGACCAAGUGGUUUGGGUCUUCCAGUCUUUCCUUUAUCCUGGAGAAGAAAUUGCCUUCCUUUUGUGAUGUGUAGUGCCAAAUUGGAGCCAGCAGACUUUGGUUUCUAAAGAAAAUGGGGUUGAUAUUGCUGCCAUAACAUAGAGAAGGAGCAGGACAGGAAAGCAGGGAUUCAACAGCAUAAGUUGUUCAGUUGCCCACAGCAAUCAGUCUGUGCCCUUGGCAGAUCUGGUACUGCUCUUUUAUAACCCUAGUCACUGGAUGAUAUACUGAGAACAGAAAUCUGGGCCCAGUCAUGUAUUCAUUCAUUUCUUCCUCAUGCACUCCUCUAAGCAAAGCACAUUCUCACAGCCCCUUUCUGAGACAGUAGACUGUUUAGUUUCCUGGCAUUCUUGAAGGCUCCCUGAGCAAGCUCCUCUGUUAUCUGCAAAUCUGGGAGCAUCAUCAUGGCCAUCAGUUCUUAUAUAGAAACUAGCAGUCAGUGAGCACAGAGUUCAUUGCACCAAAGAGAAAGGAAAAAAGUGUUGACACCCAAAGGCCCUGGCCACAUUUGGCCACACGUUUGGAGUUUGGAGAAUGUCUUUUAUUUAAUUACAAUGAACAACACUUAUCAAUCUAAUGUUUCUCUAGGGGUUCUGUCAGAGACUGUUAAGGGGGGAGGGAGAACCCACAGAAAGUAUUUCAGACAGCAGGCAGCCAUUUUUUGUCUUACUCAUUUUUCCCCAGGGACUCCCCAGGAG